This is a messenger RNA of Bufo gargarizans (Asiatic toad), 3692 nucleotides long. Its product is annotated as myotubularin-related protein 9-like. The transcript is spliced from 10 exons. The record is from RefSeq and is a predicted model, not a curated record. Gene Ontology annotation, biological process: negative regulation of autophagy. Bases 2009 to 3436 code for a protein of 475 amino acids. NCBI's taxonomy places the organism in Eukaryota, Metazoa, Chordata, Amphibia, Anura, Bufonidae.
GUGUUAUGUGCCACUUGUGCAGGGGGUGGGAGACUAGGGGCGCACCUUGCUCAGGGGCCCCACCGGGGAAUUCACCUAUACCCCUGUGGGCCAGUCCGAGUCUGACUAUGAUCAGUGACUGCAGCUUAGCUGCAUUGUGUAUAAGAGGUCCUGUACAUUUAACAUAUGUAUGUAGUGCAGUGAGUCUACUGUGUUAUGUGCCACUUGUGCAGGGGGUGGGAGACUAGGGGUCCACAUUGCUCAGGGGCCCCACCGGGGGAUUCACCUGUACCCCUGUGGGCCAGUCCGAGUCUGACUAUGAUCAGUGACUGCAGCUUAGCUGCAUUGUGUAUAAGAGGCCCUGUACAUUCAAUAUAUGUAUGUAGUGCAGUAAGUCUACUGUGUUAUGUGCCACUUGUGCAGGGGGUGGGAGACUAGGGGCGCACCUUACUCAGGGCCCCACCGGGGGAUUCACCUGUACCCCUGUGGGCCAGUCUGAGUCUGACUAUGAUCAGUGACGGCAGCUUAGCUGCAUUGUGUAUAAGAGGCCCUGUACAUUCAAUAUAUGUAUGUAGUGCGGUAAGUCUACUGUGUUAUGUGCCACUUGUGCAGGGGGUGGGAGACUAGGGGCGCACCUUGCUCAGGGGCCCACCAGGGGAUUCACCUAUAGCCCUGUGGGCCAGUCCGAGUCUGACUAUGAUCAGUGACUGCAGCUUAGCUGCAUUGUGUAUAAGAGGUCCUGUACAUUCAAUAUAUGUAUGUAGUGCAGUAAGUCUACUGGUUGUGCAGGGGGUGGGUUACUAGGGGCCCACAUUGCUCAGGGGCCCCACCGGGGGAUUCCCCUGUACCCAUGUGAGCCAGUCUGAGUCUGACUAUGAUCAGUGACUGCAGCUUAGCUGCAUUGUGUAUAAGAGGCACUGUACAUUCAAUAUAUAUAUGUAGUGCAGUAAGUCUACUGUGUUAUGUGCCACUUGUGCAGGGGGUGGGAGACUAGGGGCGCACCUUGCUCAGGGCCCCACCGGGGGAUUCACCUGUACCCCUGUGGGCCAGUCUGAGUCUGACUAUGAUCAGUGACUGCAGCUUAGCUGCACUGUGUAUAAGAGGCACUGUACAUUCAAUAUAUAUAUGUAGUGCAGUAAGUCUACUGUGUUAUGUGCCACUUGUGCAGGGGGUGGGAGACUAGGGGCGCACCUUGCUCAGGGCCCCACCGGGGGAUUCACCUGUACCCCUGUGGGCCAGUCUGAGUCUGACUAUGAUCAGUGACUGCAGCUUAGCUGCAUUGUGUAUAAGAGGCCCUGUACAUUCAAUAUAUGUAUGUAGUGCAGUAAGUCUACUGUGUUAUGUGCCACUUGUGCAGGGGGUGGGAGACUAGGGGCGCACCUUGCUCAGGGGCCCCACCGGGGGAUUCACCUGUACCCCUGUGGGCCAGUCCGAGUCUGACUAUGAUCAGUGACUGCAGCUUAGCUGCAUUGUGUAUAAGAGGUCCUGUACAUUGAAUAUAUGUAUGUAGUGCAGUAAGUCUACUGUGUUAUGUGCCACUUGUGCAGGGGGUGGGAGACUAGGGGCCCACAUUGCUCAGGGGCCCCACCAGGGGAUUCACCUAUAGCCCUGUGGGCCAGUCCGAGUCUGACUAUGAUCAGUGACUGCAGCUUAGCUGCAUUGUGUAUAGGAGGUCCUGUACAUUGAAUAUAUGUAUGUAGUGCAGUAAGUCUACUGGUUGUGCAGGGGGUGGGUUACUAGGGGCCCACAUUGCUCAGGGGCCCACCGGGGAAAUCACCUGUACCCCUGUAAGCCAGUCCGAGUCUGACUAUGAUCAGUGACUGCAGCUUAGCUGCAUUGUGUAUAGGAGGUCCUGUACAUUCAAUAUAUGUAUGUAGUGCAGUAAGUCUACUGUGUUAUGUGCCACUUGUGCAGGGGGUGGGAGACUAGGGGCGCACCUUGCUCAGGGGCCCACCGGGGAGCCAUCAUCUGUACCCUCGUGGGUUCACCCUUUAACAAGUAAUUCUUCUAUAGUGUUCACAACAUCGGCAUGUUGAAGACCAAGGAAAGUGGCAAAGAUGGAGAAUUAAGAUCAAGCUCUGGAACUGUCACUCUGAAGUGCAAGGACUUGCGGGUUAUUGACUUGGAAAUACCUGAUAUGGAAGAAACAUUUAAUGUUGCCCGCUCUAUCCAGGCUCUCUCCACGCUGGAUACCAUCUCUCUCAGCUACCCAUUCUUCUUCAGGCCAACAAGGUGCAAGUUAGGAGAAGGAUGGCCCAGAGAUACCAUGGAAACGUUUUAUCACAAGCUCAAAGCCCAGGCAGAUGCUUGGAGACUAAGCCAUGUGAAUAAAAACUUUAAGGUUUGCCCCAGUUAUCCAGAGAAGGUUAUUGUCCCUGUAUCCUGCUCGGAUUACUCUCUGAAGCGCUCUGCAGCUUUCAGGCAAGGCCGUAGAUUCCCUGUACUGAGUUACUACCAUCCAAGAAGCAGAACGGUUUUGCUGCGAUCUGCUCAGCCUCUGGUUGGUCCUAACCAGCAUUGUUCUGGAGAUGAUGAGAUGUUGCUCGAUGCUGCACUAAUGGGAAACUUGCGCGGAUUUAUUAUCGAUAUUCGCACUGAGCAGGAAGCUAAGCAAGCAAGAAGUUCAGGGGGUGGCACAGAAAACAAGGACAGAUAUCCCAAAUGGAGUGUGCUCCAUCGCCCAUUAGUAAGGGGACAAGCCUUACAGAGCAGCCUGAUGCGCUUGGUUGGGACCUGCUACGACACCUACCUGGGAAGGAAUCAUUGGCUCAGCAAGCUGCAAGCUUCACAAUGGCUGUCGCAUAUCAAGGAAGCUCUAAGUACGGCAGGCCUGGCUGCUGAAUGCAUUGAGAGGGAAGGUACUUGUGUACUUAUACAUGGGGAAGAAGGGGCAAACAAUACGUUGUUGGUGACAUCCCUGGCACAACUUAUUUUGUCUCCUGAUUGCCGUACAAUGGUUGGCUUCCAAGACCUAAUUGAGCGUGAAUGGCUACAGGCUGGUCAUCCAUUUCAGCUACGUUGUGCUCGAUCCGGGUGGGCACAGGGCCGUCUUCAACAAGAAUCCCCUAACUUUCUCCUAUUCUUGGACUGUUGCUGGCAGCUCACACAUCAGUUUCCCAUGGCAAUGGAAUUUAACGAGAAAUUUUUAUGUACACUUGCAACCCAUGCCUACAGCUCAGAGUAUGGGACCUUCUUAUGCAACCAUGAAAAGGAAAGGAAUAUCUACAAAGUUCGAGAAAAGACUCAUUCACUUUGGGGUAGUCUCAACAGCUUCAGACAGAGAAAAAGUCUUACAAAUCCAGUUUAUGAAAGAAACCCAUUAGCCAUUUGGCCAUCAGUGGCACCACAAAGUAUACAACUAUGGGAGGGGUUUUUUCUCAGACACUUAAUGCCCAAAGAACAUAAAGAGAUGUCCUGGCAGCGAACAUGGGAGCUUGUUGGUGAAGAGCCCUACUAAAUUGCUUUAGAAUAGUCAAAAGCUUGUCAACAAAUGGCAUGAAAAAGAUGAAAACUGAUAUUUUUUGAACUUCAGACAUCGACUUUCCAAUGUAAAAUUCAAAUGGACAAAAAAUAAUAAUUCAUGCAGACUGUUCAGAUUUUACUUUAAUUUUUCAUUUCAAAGAGAAGCCUCCAUAAAACUAUGACUAUGAAGUGUUUCUGCUAAGAGUGGACAUGUAUAUAAAGCUGGUGGCACUAGAACAAGUUAUUUAACA